AUGAUUGUGAUUAUCAAAACAAAAGGAAACGGAAAAGGAAGAGGAGUAAGAAGAAGAAGAAGAACCAUGGUGGGGAUGGUAAUUUUGUGGUUCAUUCGAAUAAUUGGGGAAAAUGGGAAAAAUGAUGUUAAAGUUUCGAUUUUGAGUUCUGGUAAUCGGGCAACGGAAGAAUUGCCAAAGGGUAGUGAGUUGAAGGUGGAGAAGAAUGAUGCUGUUAUAAGUAAUGAUGGUGGUAGUGAUGUGGGCACCAAAAAAGUGGCAUUGGAGAAUUUGUUUGCUGAAUUCUGUUUCAAGGGUGAUCAAAUUGAUGGGAAUAGCAAAAGAACUCCCUUUAUUGUAAGGAAUAGAAGAAAUAAUUCUGGUGCUAAUGGUAAUGAAGCUGGGGUUUUGUCUAGUAUUCUGGCAAAAUCGAAGGAAGAUACAGAUAGGAUUACACCAGCGAAGAGAAAAUGGGGUGAAAAUGAGAGAAAUGAAGGAAGGAAAGAAGCUCGUUUUGUUUCAGGCUACUCCGGGAAACAUGUAGACAAGGAUUUAGAAGUGAUCAGAGUGAAGCAUUUGGAUGAUGUGGCAGAAGAUUUGCAUUCAGUAUGUGGGAUCUCGCAGAUUCGGUGUGGUAAAGAGGCUAGGCAUUCUUCUAAUGUUUGUCAAGAAUCAGAGGGAGUCAAGGAGAUUGAGAGGGAAAAUGCUCCCAUAUGGUCCAAGAAGAAAAGAAGUGGUAAAAUGGGUAGAAAGAACAGAAAAAAGGAGGCUACUGUUUCGCCUUACUUUGUGAAGUCUGCUGAGGAAACGUCAGAGGCUAAUGUUUCUGAGAUGUCAGGUGCAGUAAAUUCGGUGUAUUUGCAUGCUGGUUGUGAGGAGUUUGAUGAUAAUAAAGGGAUCGAAGAGCAGGUUUCCAAGGUUUCAUCAAGGAAGGGAAGGCAUGGAGGGAAGGGGCAGGAAAAGCAUAAAGGAAAGCAAGUUCGAGUUAUUUCUCCCUACUUUUUGAAGUCUGCGGAACAAGAAAAAAUUCAGGAAGUUGGAAAGCAUUUCAAGAAUAGAUCACGAAAAUCACUACCAAAGAGUUUGAUUUCGGAGUUGUCUGUUGAGGACUUGGAGGAAGCAAGGAUUGAAGUUCAAGAUGCUGCACCUUACACUGUAAGGUCUGUGUAUGAUGAAGAAGCAGCAAAGGAAUUGUUGCAGAAUGCAUCAGAGAAAUUGUUGCAAGAUACCGGUGUUCCUUGUAUGAUAGGAGCUAGUGAGUCAUUGCUUGUGCCUUGCACUCUUGUGGAGUCAAAAGAAACUAGGGAGGACAUUACUGGGGGUGGAUUGAGGAAGACAAGAAGUGGUGAAAAACGACCAAAGAAAGGAAAGAAAAAAGUUCGAACACUUUUGCCUUAUUUUGUGAAAUCACUGGAUAAUGAAGUAGUAGCAACGGAAAACCAUUUGAAAAUGAAAUCUCAGAAAUCAAUGAAGAAAAAUGCAACUUUGGUCAGUCCACACUUACGAAAUAAUAAGAGAAAAGUAGGUGUUGAAGUCACUAAGCUUGUAAUAGAUGCGACAGAAGUCAUAGCCCUGCCAAAAAGGACUCUUUCUGCGUCCGAGAAGCGAGAUGAGGCUUAUGAGCGUAGGACUCCAGACAACUUAUGGAAGCCACCACAGUCCCCGCAUACUCUACUUCAGGAAGACCAUGCUCAUGAUCCUUGGAGGGUAUUGAUAAUCUGUAUGCUUCUCAAUCGCACAACUGGUUUGCAGGCCAGCAGAGUGAUAAAUCAGCUUUUUGCCCUCUGUCCAGAUGCCCAGAGUGCAGCCGAGGUUGAUACACAAGACAUAGAAAAGGUGAUACAACCUUUAGGCUUACAAAAGAAAAGAGCGGUAAUGAUUCAGCGUUUCUCUCAAGAGUAUCUAGGAGAGGGCUGGACUCACGUGACGCAACUGCAUGGUAUAGGAAAAUAUGCAGCAGAUGCAUAUGCAAUAUUCUGUACAGGGAAGUGGGAUCGCGUGAUACCAUCAGACCAUAUGCUGAAUAGAUACUGGAAUUUCCUUCGCGAGGAUUAUGGAACUGUUUCAUUUAGUCGCCCUCCCGAAUUCUAG
This is a messenger RNA of Oldenlandia corymbosa var. corymbosa, 2070 nucleotides long. NCBI's taxonomy places the organism in Eukaryota, Viridiplantae, Streptophyta, Magnoliopsida, Gentianales, Rubiaceae. The record is from the annotation of a GenBank genome assembly.